Molecule: messenger RNA, 2989 nt
Organism: Daldinia vernicosa
Lineage: Eukaryota; Fungi; Ascomycota; Sordariomycetes; Xylariales; Hypoxylaceae
Exons: 1
Coding region: 301-2787 (828 amino acids)
Source: RefSeq, a predicted model, not a curated record
UUGUCCAUUGAUAAGUAAAUCCAACCUCGUCACACAGUUUUGACCAUAUUCAGCAACAACAACCACCUGACUCAACUUUGGAAGUUUUCUGAUUCUUCCGCCCAAUCCUGUCAAUCCUGAUACUAUCCUUCUUUUUCAUAUUUUAUUACGAAAUUGAAUAUUUAAUUUAUCGCAUGAUUAUACCUGUUCGGUACUCGAUACCACCUUUGAGUCGCCUCCUUUAUUCCCAUAUUAAGGAGUUACUCGACACAAUUCAGGAUUUAAUAGGUCUAGUCGGAUAAUUCAGGUCGACUUAGCAAUAUGCCACCCAAUUCAUUUUGUGAGUGGGUGGCCGGCCAAAACGCACCUCAUAGGUCGACGUCUAAGAAACCUCGUCCAGUUUUUGCACUCCAACUCGAGACUGACGAUGAAUAUGAAUCCGACAUUUUAAGACUUACAUAUCCUAGGACGGGACGAACCAGACGACCACACGGAAAGAAAGUUCGAUUCACAGACAAUGCCCAUAAGGUUGAAGCCAAUGAACCACCUACCCAGUGUUCACUUGACGUGGACACAGAUGCUAGCAGUACGGCGGUUGAACUUAAUAGCGGCGAUGAUGAAGCGACUACAGACGAAGAUCUAGUCUUAGACUGUCCCUGUACGAACUGCGUUGCAGCGCGGAGGAGAUUGAAGAAUACGACUCAGACUAAAGGAAAGAGCAAGAAGCAGCAAAAUGUCUCGACCGCGGAUGCAAGCAACCAUGCCGCUGCUGUACACGCUAGACACAAAGCGAAGAAAGCUAAGGAAGCAGAAGCACUGAAGUCCAAAGGAGGAAGUAGCAAACGAAGAGCUAAGCAAAAGUCCAAGCAUGCCAAUAAGAAGUCGGAUAGCGAAGUGGAUACGACUGACACUGACACUGACACCGAGGUUGGGACUGGCGAAGAGACUGGAAGUGAAAACGAAUCCGAAAGCGAGUCUGAGUCCGAGAAAGACCCUCCCAAGAAAAGGGGGAAUAAUAGGAAGGGUAGGCAGAGGAAACAGAAUAGUCAAAGUAAGAAAACGAAUCAGGGCAAGCAGAACAAGAAAAAGAAUAAGAAUAAGCAAGACAGCCCAAAGACCAAGGAAGGAAAAUCGGACAGCGAGGACAGGAAUGAAAAACAAGACAAGCAAAAGGACAGUCGUAAGCAGGAUACCAAGGAGAAUGAAGGAGCAUAUAAGCAAGACGGUCUAGAUGAGGAUAAGAUUCUUCAAGAGGCCGACGCAAUCAAAAAGAAGCGAGCGGAAGCGAAUCAAUAUCUGCCCCAGAGUCUUCCAUAUGCACCCCAGCAAGCAAACUUCCUUAUGCCACCUCAUCCUCGUAUGCUGCAGGUUGAGCACGCCGUCGAACUACCUAAUGAUCCUCGGCCCAACGCUUUCUUUGACGGAGUACACGGAAUCAUGCGUGUAUAUCAUGGGCCGCAUUACGGCAACGCAUAUGGACAACUCUACCCCAAUGCGCCGUAUGUAAACCAGAAUCCAACCGUUAACGUGUCAUUACCAGUACAUAAUCCGUGGCAAGCUGCUGGGUUCCAGCCCUUCCCCGGAGGACAGCCUCCACCCCAACCGCCGCAGCCACCAGCUUAUCCUCCUCCCCCGCAAGAGCCCCCUCAACAUCCUCCUGCUGCAACUCGGAGAGCGCCUGCAGAUAAUUCCUGGUUCCAAGGAUACGGUAGCGUGACGAUUGGUAAGCCUCCUGAAGAGGCCCAGGAAGCCAAGGGCUCCAAUUUUACAACGGACCCCAGCCGAAAGAACAACGAAGCUUGGUCCGAACAACACAGCACACCUACCAGGAAGCCCACAAAGCAGACUGAAGCAAAUCCAAGGAGUGAUCGUGGUGGAAAAUCGAACGUCAUCCCGAGUAUCGAGGUUACUGAUCCCGAGAAACCCCAAGGGAGCGAAGGAGCCAGGAACAAGUCAUGGGGCACUCAGAGUGCUCAUGGCUCGCAAAAGGCUUCGGAAUCCAAAGAGGAGGGGAAUCAUGAUAGUAAGGGUACUGACAAGGCUGAGCAGUCCGGAGGAGGCGGACCCCUUGAUGAUGUGAUUGCAAGGGCAGAAGAAUUAUACAAGACUAACUCGGAACGCUUCAGUCCUGCACCCCAAAAUGACAGUAACCAAACCGGUAACGGAGUCUUCGGUGAUAGCAAUGGUGGGGGUUGGGGAGGUGACACCAGCUGGGGUGACGGCAAUAAUGAUGCUACCGCCGGUGAUAAUUCAUGGGGUGAAAAGGAUACGCAAGAAGCCACUACAGGGGGCACAGAUCCACCCAAACCGGCCGAAGACAAUAGCAAUGUUAACUCUUCCGAAGCGGCUGGAGGGAAUGCCAGUAUUGAUAAUGUGGCGGCGCAUGGUGAUCCGAGCGACAAAAAGGAUGGCGACAACAGCAGUAAUAAUGGUAGGAACAAUGGCGGCAAGAGAUCCAAAGCUAGCCCUAAGCGCAGCACUCCACCUAAGGGACCGCCCGGGUGCUGGGUCAGUAAUCCACCAUCAGAGAACGAGGACUCGAAACCUCCCGCCAGUCUGGAUAACGUCGGACCUCCUGCUGGUGGGAACGGUAAUGGCAAGAAAGGGAAGGGGAAAGGGAAGCAGAAGGAAAAUGGUAAACCUGAGAACAACCAGGCUUCCGAGAGUGGUGGUAAUGGUAACGGUAACGGCGGCUGGAACACCAACACGGUCUGGGCAGAUCCGGAUGUGGCUCAGAGUUCCGGCGGCGCCUUUGACGACGACGACAAGAACAAGGAUGGAAAGGACCAACAGGGCGUCGAAUGGUAGAGCUUAUACGAUUACGCCCGCUCUUCUUUCAAAUUGUGGAAAUAGUCGUUCCAUGGUCGUCCUUCAUCCCUUUUUGCACUGAAUCGGCUUCCUAAGCGAAAUUCCGGGGAAGCUCAUGGUCUGAUGCUAUUCUCGGCUGGGGAUAGAGCUGUUAUAAAUUCGUCUGUGUUACAUAUUUCUCCUUGCUGUUACUGCGUACUCG